This is a messenger RNA of Bradysia coprophila, 585 nucleotides long. RefSeq lists its product as uncharacterized. The record is from RefSeq and is a predicted model, not a curated record. Gene Ontology annotation, biological process: cellular response to oxidative stress. Gene Ontology annotation, cellular component: cytoplasm. Lineage: Eukaryota; Metazoa; Arthropoda; Insecta; Diptera; Sciaridae. Gene Ontology annotation, molecular function: glutathione disulfide oxidoreductase activity.
ACCCUUACCUGUCGCCAAAGAAUAACCUUGGAUGUUAUGACGUUUCUGAGAAAAUAUCUCGUGAGUGUCAAAGCAUCAUCGUUUGUGCACAGAAAUAUAAAAGCAACACUCAAAUGGGACAGACUAUUACACUUGUUAGUAACUUUCUGAGUGGAAUAUUUCGAGUACCUCGUUUCAUCAAAGCCGAUAUGUCUGGACCAGCUGCACAGUUUGUAAAAGAGGCCAUAGCCAAAAAUAAGGUCAUAAUAUUUUCCAAAUCGUAUUGUCCGUAUUGUACGAUUGCAAAAGAGACAUUCCAGAAACUCAGUUUCCCAGCUGUUACUAUUGAACUUGAGAAUCGGGAUGAUUGCAAUCAGAUUCAAGCCGUUCUUGGCGAAAUGACGGGGGCUACUUCAGUACCUCGAGUUUUUGUCGAUGGCAAGUUUAUUGGUGGUGGAACUGAAGUCAAAAAAUUGUACGAAACUGGCCAACUACAGAAAUUGUUAGCUUAAUUUUUCAAUUUGUAGCUCAAUUCCUCGGUUAUUUCUUUCUUUAAUUGUUUUUCAAUUCAUUAAAAUCCACGAAGAUUAACUCUUUCCGAAUUUA